Stegodyphus dumicola is the source of this 345-nucleotide messenger RNA. Its product is annotated as chromatin accessibility complex protein 1-like. NCBI's taxonomy places the organism in Eukaryota, Metazoa, Arthropoda, Arachnida, Araneae, Eresidae. Gene Ontology annotation, cellular component: CHRAC; cytoplasm; nucleus. Gene Ontology annotation, biological process: cilium assembly; intracellular transport; chaperone-mediated protein complex assembly. Gene Ontology annotation, molecular function: ATP binding; protein heterodimerization activity. The record is from RefSeq and is a predicted model, not a curated record.
AUGACUGACAAACAAACAAAAUUAGCACUUUUACCUUUGUCUAGAAUAAAGAUGAUCAUGAGAAGCUCUCCCGAUGUUUCAAAUAUAAGUCCUGAUUCCAUUUUUUUAAUUGCCAAAGCUGCCGAAGGUUUUGUUGCGUUUUUGGUUCGUCAAGCAUUGAAAGCGAGCGAUAACAAAAUGUUGGUAGAUUACUCUGAUCUUUCAAAGAUAGUUUAUGAAAUAGGUAAUUUGGAGUUUCUGAGAGAUAUUAUUCCCCCAACAAUUAAAGGUUAUGAGUAUCUGGAAAUAAUGAAGAAAGUUGAAGAACAGGAUAAAGCUAUCGCAAAAGAAGAGCAAGAGAUUUGA